Molecule: messenger RNA, 1432 nt
Organism: Astrephomene gubernaculifera
Lineage: Eukaryota; Viridiplantae; Chlorophyta; Chlorophyceae; Chlamydomonadales; Astrephomenaceae
Source: the annotation of a GenBank genome assembly
UGCACACAAUUGUUACUUCCAUCUUGCAGGUUGACAUAUCGUUUAGGUCAACGAAAUGGUGAUCUAGCUUGACUCCCUACGAUGAUAUGUCAUGGACGAGUUUCAGUGCUUUUACUAUCGAUAUGCGUGAUUACUUUAACGUCUGAAGCUUUGCCAGACCAACAAUGUUCGCACCUCAAUGCUUUUCCUUGCCGCACCGGCGCAGCGACACGCAGAGGCAGGCGAAUAAGCAUGGAAGACAGGGUUGGAGCUUGGGAUGUGAAGUGUGACCCUAGACAUGGCGAGCUGCGAACUUCGGAUUCACCGGAUUUCAGCAUAUGGGCUGUGUUCGACGGCCACGGCUCCUCCGCCGUCAGCUCCUACCUGCACGCCGCGCUGCACCGCCACCUGCGCAGCCGCCUGUGCGACCUGCCGCUGCUGCCGCCUCCUGGCGCCCGCGACCAAGAACGGGGCCAGGACGACCACCCACCUCCCCUUCCAGAACAUCAGCAGCACCCGCAGCAGCGGCAGCAGCAGGAGGCAGGGCUAAAGGAGGAAGAGGAGGCGGAGAGAGACGUGAGCGAGGGAAGGAAGGGGGAAGCGGGUCAUGAGGCUGCUGGCCACCACGGCCAACCCGACCGCCACCACCACCACCACCGCCACCACCAGCAACAAGUGCAGUCGGCACUGGUGGCGGCUCUAGCAGCGGCUGAUGCAGAUCUCCAGCGCUCCGCCGCAGCAAAACCCUUUGACGAACCUGGUACGGCAGGCUGCACCCCAGUUCAAGCCACCGCAGAUGUGAAGGCGGAACCCGCAGACGACGGCAACAACAGGGACAGUGUCGCCGGUUUCAACAGGGGCAGUGUGGGAAACGGGGACAGUGCUGGGACCGCCCGCUGCGGUGCCGGGGACGGUGUGGGGCUGCUGGGGGCGCUGGCUGAAGCAGCUGCGGCGGCAGCAUGGGAAGCGGGCUCCACCGCAGUUGUAGCUGUGGUGGACUGGACGUCAGAGGUAGCGGCAGGGGCGGCAGGGGCGGCGGCGGCAGGGGAGGCGGCUGCAGCAAGAGACGCAGGGCAGGCUGCUGAUGCAGGAGGGGUGCCGCUCGGUAGGUUGUGGGUGGCCAGCGUGGGUAACAGCCCCGCCCUGCUGUGCCUGCCGCAACACGGACAACAAGGACAAGGACAGCAGGCUUCUGCUGCUGCUGAUAAUGAUGAUGCUCGUUUAUCAUUGGCUGGUAGCAAUGGCGGCAGCAGGGCCGGAGGGAGCAGGGCGCAAGAGGGUCGCAGCAGCACCGGCAAAAGCACGGACAGUGGUAGCUGCAUCAGCAGCGGCAGCGGCGCAGCAGGCCGACUGGUGGCUAACGUGCUCAGCCGGAUUCAUGAAUUGGACGAUGAGGGGGAGAGACGGCGAGUGGAGGCGGCGGGCGGGAGGGUGGAGGAACCGUCGAGGCCAG